This is a messenger RNA of Oldenlandia corymbosa var. corymbosa, 2536 nucleotides long. NCBI's taxonomy places the organism in Eukaryota, Viridiplantae, Streptophyta, Magnoliopsida, Gentianales, Rubiaceae. The record is from the annotation of a GenBank genome assembly.
UUGACAUCAUUUUUGACCCAAUUCAGGAAAAUUACGAAAAUUAAUACUGGCACGGUAAAUUUUGAAAAUAAAAGGAGAGUAUGAAAAGUAACAGAGCAACUUGAAAUAUCAAAUGGUCAAUUCCUCCAUUUUAGCUCAAAUAUGAAAUUUACCCAGUCUGAGAGUGUCUGAAGAAGAGUAAUAUAUCUCAUGUCGAUAAGUCUGCAAAUUCAAUUCUUCUCGUCAAUUCUCGAGUGAAGAAAUGGCGCCUAAAGCCCUGGCCCUAUCUUCUUCCUUCUCAGCCCUUUCUCCAUUUCCUUUCCCUCAACACAUUAACCCUACCAAGAAGCUCAAUUUUGAUAACCUCAGACCUAACCCUCCAAAACCCACUCUUAUUGUCAAGUGUAAAUCUUCUGAACCGCAAAUUGACCGAGAAACAAAACCCACAAGUGCUCGAAUUCAUGGUUACCCGGGUAGCUUACUGGAGCACGAAGGCUCUGGAGCAGCUGCGCCGACGCCUGGGCAAAUAUUUCUCGAGCGCCAGCAGUCUAUGGCCACUUCGGCCAUGGUUAUGGCUAACACCAGAAAGAAGAAGAAAAAGGACAAAGGAAAGGUUUUGAAGAUUUCUACGGUUCUCCCCAGCUGCUACGGCUGCGGAGCUGCAUUGCAGACUUCAGAAACCGAUGCUCCGGGUUAUGUAGACCCGGAUACUUACCAGCUGAAGAAGAAGCAUCGUCAGCUUAGAACUGUUCUCUGUGGUAGGUGCCGCCUUCUUUCCCAUGGACACAUGAUUACUGCUGUUGGGGGUAAUGGGGGUUAUUCUGGAGGAAAGCAAUUCGUUUCUGCUGAGGAGCUUCGUGAAAAACUCUCUCAUCUGCGUUAUGAGAAGGCCCUGAUUGUCAAACUGGUUGAUAUUGUAGACUUCAAUGGCAGUUUUCUUGCACAUGUCAGGGAUCUCGCUGGUGCAAAUCCCAUAAUAUUGGUGGUGACUAAGGUUGAUCUUCUUCCUAAAGACACUGAUCUCAAUUGCAUUGGCGAUUGGGUUGUGGAAGCUACCAUGAAGAAAAAGCUUAAUGUUCUGAGUGUCCAUCUUACAAGCUCAAAGUCCUUGGUUGGAAUUUCUGGAGUGGUAGCAGAAAUUCAAAAGGAGAAAAAGGGACGGGAUGUGUACAUUCUGGGUUCCGCCAAUGUUGGAAAAUCUGCAUUUAUAAAUGCUUUAUUAAAAACGUUGUCGUACAAGGACCCAGUUGCCGCUGCAGCAAGAAAGUACAAACCAAUUCAAUCUGCUGUUCCUGGGACUACUUUGGGUCCUAUCCAGAUUGAUGCUUUCUUAGGUGGAGGGAAACUGUAUGAUACACCUGGUGUGCAUCUUCACCACAGGCAAGCGGCUGUGGUUCCUGCAGAAGAUCUUCCUGCCCUGGCUCCCCAAAGUAGGCUUAGAGGUCGUGUUCUCCCUUUGAUUGCUGACCAAGUUGGACUAAAUGGUUUGAGUGGUUUCUCAAUCUUUUGGGGAGGACUUGUAAGGAUUGACGUUGUGAAGGCUUUGCCAGAGGCACGGUUCAUAUUUUAUGGACCCAAAGCAUUGAAUAUUCAUGUUGUUGCUACUGAAGAAGCUGAUGAAUUCUAUAGGAAAGAAAUUGGAGGUCUGCUGACUCCUCCGUGCAGAAAAGAUAACACAGAUGAUUGGAUGGGGCUUGAAACAAAGCGUCAAUUACGAAUAAAUCACAAAGAUAUUGCAAGGCCGGCUUGCGAUGUGGCUAUAUCAGGUUUGGGAUGGAUGGCGGUGGAGCCAGUUUUGUCACUCGGUACAUCUGAUGCCAUUUUAGAGGAAAUUGGAGAGGAUCUAGUUUUGGAUGUUCAUGUGCCUAAGCCGGUGGAGAUUUUUGUUCGCUCUCCAAUGCCGGUGGGCAGAGCUGGGGCAGGAUGGUAUGAUUUCAGGGAAUUGACAGAGAAAGAACUGGAAUUAAGACCAAAAUGGUAUUUUUAAGGCCAAUAGCUUACAUCGGGUAUGUUUCUAUUGUUGUACAUAGAGUAGUUUUUGGAACAGCAGUCCUAUCAGAUAUAGAAAUGUCAUGUUAGAUCAAUUUUGCCAAUCCACAAAGCUGUACACAAUUAAUACAUGAACUAAUUGAUGGCAACAAAAAAAUGACCAGAGAUAUUCAUGUUGAGCCGCGGCUGUGCUGCGUGCCGUCCCAGAUGGAGUUCUUUUUUUUUCUAUUUUCAUGUUCGAAAUGUCAAACGGAAUUGAUUAGUGGAGUUGAAUUCAUGUGGCCUAUGACCUUAUGAUAAUAUGGAGUAGUAGUUUUUAUAAGUUUUGAUAUCCAGAAUCUUUAGGGUUGGACUUUGGAACCAAGAUUUCUAGCUUCAGGAAGUAGGAAGCGGAAGGGGCAUUGGACACCCUGAAGUCUUCUGAAAGGACAAUACUUUUCGGAGUUUUUGGCUUUUCGCAUCCUAAAAGUCCAGCUUGUAAUUUUGUUUAAAGUAACCUCUUCAUAGUAGUUUUUGAAAUUUACAAUUUCGUUUGUAAAUGAUACAGCUGCUCUAACUUGAAUUUUGG